GAGGGGUAGUUUCGUCAAAUAAUAUUCGGAUCAUAAACCUCCCCUUUGAAGGUCCGACAAGGGUUUUGCGUCUCCCUCUCUUGAAGAAACGCCGGUCGCAGAUUUGAAAGGGUUUUUGCAGAAAUGCAAUCGUUUUGUGGGAGAAUUAGAUUGCUCACAAAGACCGCCAUUAAAUCCCCCCCUUCUUUUGAUUUGCCGUCGUCUAGGGUUUGCUCCUCUGAACCCAAUGAUUUCCUUCACUUUUCACGGUUAUUUCCUUCGUUUUUUGAGACCAAAAAUUAUGGCUCCUUGAGAGAAUUACCAGCUUCACGGAUUGGCACCGGCGUACCUUCAGUAGCAUCAGCCUACAGAGAGUCCAGGCCAGGAUUCUUCUCGAGGACUCAGCUGGUUCCCCAUUUGACCACUAGGGGCAUUACAACAUCGGAUGAUUCACAAAAAUCUAAUCCCCAAGAUGCUUCUGCUUCUGUCACUGGUGUUGCUCCCCGCAUCAAAUUUAAGAGGCUUGAUAAAACAGCCAGACACAUAAUGCAGAUACUUGACAAAGAAGCAGUAGAGGAAGUGCGCACGCACAGAGAGAUACCUGAUGUAAGGCCAGGGUAUAUAAUCCAGCUCAGAUUGGAAGUGCCUGAGAACAAGAGACGUGUAUCAACAGUGAAAGGAAUUGUCAUAGCAAGACGCAAUGCGGGUCUAAAUUCAACCAUCAGAUUAAGAAGGCUGGUUGCAGGAGUUGGGGUUGAAUCUCUCCUACCUCUGUACUCGCCUAAUAUCAAAGAGAUAAAGGUUUUGGACAAGAAGAAAGUGAGGAGGGCGAAGCUUUACUAUCUGAGGGACAAGAUGAAUGCACUCAGGAAAUAGUAAAACCAUGAGCUUGGUGGCAUCGGAAAAAAGAGAGGUAUGUUCGAAUGGCUGGGUUGGGUUGGGUUGGGGUUUGGUGGUGAGGGAAGAGUAGAACCUGCAUCAACUAUUACUUUUGCUUACAGAACUUAAAAUCUGAAAUUUUCUCUCUUUCAUUUUGUUUGUUUUAGAAUCUUGUAAUUGAGACAUGGUCUUAAUUAAUAACGGCAACCCGAAUUAUAUGUUGUAGG
Cynara cardunculus var. scolymus (artichoke) is the source of this 1085-nucleotide messenger RNA. RefSeq names its product 50S ribosomal protein L19-like. Lineage: Eukaryota; Viridiplantae; Streptophyta; Magnoliopsida; Asterales; Asteraceae. The coding region runs from base 124 to 855 and encodes 243 amino acids. Gene Ontology annotation, biological process: translation. The transcript is spliced from 5 exons. Gene Ontology annotation, molecular function: structural constituent of ribosome. Gene Ontology annotation, cellular component: ribosome. The record is from RefSeq and is a predicted model, not a curated record.